Aspergillus mulundensis is the source of this 969-nucleotide messenger RNA. RefSeq names its product putative gamma-cysteine synthetase regulatory subunit. The transcript is spliced from 2 exons. Gene Ontology annotation, biological process: glutathione biosynthetic process. The coding region runs from base 1 to 969 and encodes 322 amino acids. The record is from RefSeq and is a predicted model, not a curated record. Gene Ontology annotation, molecular function: enzyme regulator activity; glutamate-cysteine ligase catalytic subunit binding. NCBI's taxonomy places the organism in Eukaryota, Fungi, Ascomycota, Eurotiomycetes, Eurotiales, Aspergillaceae. Gene Ontology annotation, cellular component: glutamate-cysteine ligase complex.
AUGAAGUUGAUUCUCUCCACCUCGAAUAUAAUGACCGCCGGAGGUCCUUCCGUAAUCCGGCAACCGUCAACCUUCAAAUCAAACGUCGAGCUAAUCAACUCGCUGCGCGCAAACUUCCAAGCCGCGCAACAAUCCAUCCCCGCGGAAACCACCACAGCCAGCGGCGGCGGCGGCGGCAGCAGCAGCAGCAGCAGCAGCUCCUGGACAAAACGCGAAGACGACGCCCUCUACAUUCCCGCCGUGGACUUCUCCCAGCGCGGCCUCGCCGAAGAACGCUCGCAAUAUGACAUCACAGUAAAACUAUUCUACCUGCCCGGCAUCCCCGUCUCUCGCCGCUGCGCGCACACAAAGCAAGCGAUCGAGCUGGUUCUGAAGGAACUGCACGUCGACUCAAUCGAUCUGCUGAUCGUCUCAUUCCCGGGCAUUACAUUCGACGCAGAGGACGACAGUGAAGAGGAGGAAGAUAACUCGGGUGAUGGCGGGAGCAGCUACGAGCAUGAAGAUGAUUUCGACAGCCUCGUACAGACAUGGAAAUGCCUUGAGUCGCUGCAUGAGCAGGGGAAGAUCUUGCAGCUGGGUGUUGCGGAAUUCGGCAGCGAGCGAUUAGCGCGGUUCCUGGAGCAUACGCGUGUCAAGCCGGCUGUCAACCAGAUCAAUCUCAAGGACUGCUGUGUUGUGCCGAAGAGUCUGAUUCUGUACGCGAAGGAGCAGAAGAUUGACCUUCUGACGCAUAAUGAUUGUAAUGAUAUUUUGCCCAAGGGCACGAUUCGGGAGCUGCUGGGGCCUGGGGAGAAGGGGGCGGGGAUUCUCGCUUCGGCGCCGGGACAGGAGGGAGAUGAGGAUUUGGUCAAGGGGGAUAUUGAGACGCAGUGGGUGGUUAAGUAUACGGCUGUUGUGAAGGACCGGGGGGUUGUUGAGAAUAAGGGCUAUUUUGCGUUGGCGGAUGUUGGGAGCUGCGUUAAGCCUUGA